This is a messenger RNA of Dovyalis caffra, 1347 nucleotides long. NCBI's taxonomy places the organism in Eukaryota, Viridiplantae, Streptophyta, Magnoliopsida, Malpighiales, Salicaceae. The record is from the annotation of a GenBank genome assembly.
AUGAUGAUGAGGUUAUUGCAUGAUUGUCUCAUGCGGCAACGCCUUACUCUCCACCGCCACUUCUCCUCGCUAUCCACCCCAACCAAAGUGCCUGUCCUCUACAAGAGCCCGCAAAUCAACGAAUCAAACCACAACGACGCCGUAACUCUCCAGCUCUUUUCCUGGGGCAGAGGCGCCUCUGGUCAACUUGGUGGCGGCAUCGAAGAAAUAAGGCUCUACCCAGCUCCAGUGGCCAACCUUCAGCUACUUCCCUCAUCUUUCACUCUUUCUCCAACCCCAGGCCAGCUUGUUGGCAGUAACGACAAAAAAGGAGUGACUGAGGUGGGCAUUUCUUGUGGGCUGUUUCAUUCGGCAGUUCUUGCUGAUGGUCAUUUUUGGAUGUGGGGCAAAGGGGAUGGAGGCCGUCUUGGCUUUGGACAUGAGAAUCCUGCUUUUCUUCCCACUCUAAACCCUUUUUUGGAUUCCGUUCGCUCUAUUGCUUUGGGCGGCAUUCAUUCUGUUGCCCUCACUUCCCUUGGCCAGAUUUUUACAUGGGGCUAUGGUGGUUUCGGUGCAUUGGGACACUCUGUUUAUCACAGAGAACUCUUCCCUAGACUGGUGGAAGGUUCUUGGGAUGCAAAAAUACGCGACGUUUCCACCAGUGGCACACAUACUGCUUCCGUCACUGAAUCAGGGGAAGUUUAUACUUGGGGUCGAGAGGAAGGGGAUGGUAGACUGGGCCUUGGCCCUGGCCAGGGCCCAAAUGAAGCGGGUGGACUUAGUAUACCCUGCAAAGUGAAAGCAUUGCCUGUGCCUGUGGCUGCUGUGUCUUGCGGUGGGUUUUUCACAAUGGUUCUGACAGAGGAGGGGCAGGUUUGGAAUUGGGGUGCAAACUCAAACUAUGAGCUUGGAAGAGGUGAUAAGGUUGGCGGUUGGAGACCAAAACCAAUUCCUAGCCUUGAAGAUGUUCGUAUCAUUCAGAUCGCAGGUGGUGGAUAUCACUGUCUUGCCUUAACUGAUGAAGGUAAAGUGCUUUCAUGGGGCUUUGGUGGACAUGGUCAGCUGGGCCAUUCUUCAAUUCAAAGUCAGAAAAUACCAGCAGUGAUCGAUGCUCUGGCUGAUCAGCGUGUCAUUUACAUUGCCUGUGGAGGUUCAUCUUCAGCAGUUAUAACUGAUACAGGGAAGCUGUACAUGUGGGGAAAUGCCAAAGAUUCUCAGUUGGGAGUACCUGGCUUACCAGAGGUUCAAUCAUGCCCUGUCGAAGUUGAGUUUCUAAUGGAGGAUGAUGGAUUGGGACACCACAGUGUGCUUUCUGUUUCAGUUGGUGCAUCUCAUGCAAUGUGUUUGGUUUUGAGGUCAAGUUGUUAA